Molecule: messenger RNA, 3930 nt
Organism: Chlamydomonas reinhardtii
Lineage: Eukaryota; Viridiplantae; Chlorophyta; Chlorophyceae; Chlamydomonadales; Chlamydomonadaceae
Exons: 27
Coding region: 260-3379 (1039 amino acids)
Source: RefSeq, a predicted model, not a curated record
ACCCGUUGCCAGAGACGGCAUGCUUAGUUCGCAUAGUAACUGAUAUGGAGUCGCACACAGACAUCCUAAACGGCAAGGCCGUGCUUCAAACCUGAUUACUAGCAACUUGCAUUGUCUGCAAUUGAAGCUUCAACGUAUCGCGGCUUUCGUUCCUGCUUGCUCCGCGAACUCACCCUUCCGAUCACCCUUGUGCUUGCGCCAACUUUAACACCGCGGCCAUAGGAAGGCAAUAAAUAGCGUUAGCUAGUCAUCGGGAACGAUGACGCGGUUGGCUGGGCGAGCCGGGAGUGGUAGCGCGGCGAUGGUGUUGCUCCCGGGUGUCCUCGCGCUCCUUCUGGUCAGCGAUGCGUGGGCACAAGUGACCUCCCCAAUCGCUUACGACACCCAGGUCAAGGCCGAGCAGGCCGCCACCGGCAACAAGUACCGCGAGCGCAAAGCGGACAUGGACAAGGAGGGGGACAUCCAGCACGAGGGCCCGGUGCCCGGUGCCUCCCGCUGCGGGCGCCACCGCCUGGACCUGUCCUGGAUGAGUGAGGCCACCAGCAGCGUGUACGCCAGCCCGCUCAUCACCGACCUGCACGCAGACGGCCGUCGCGACAUCAUCGUGCCCGCCUUCGUGCACUACCUGGAGGUGCUGGAGGGGCCCAACGGCGGCCAGGCGCCGGGCGGCUGGCCCGCCUUCCACGCCUCCUCCGUGCACGCCUCGCCGCUGCUGUACGACAUUGACUUUGACGGCGUGCGGGACGUGCUGCUGGCCACGUACGACGGCCAGGUGCUGUUCUACAAGGACACGGGGGACAAGAUGCACGAGGGGCUGCAGAUCAGCCGGCUGCGUGUGCGCAAGGACUGGUAUGUGGGUCUGGACCCCAACGACCCCUUCGACCACUCCCACCCGGACGUGGGCGACAGCGACGGCGGCCGCGGGGCCCGUGGUACCGGAGCCAAGCGCAUGGGCGGAGGUGGAGGCGGAGGUAACUCGGAGCCCGGCAGCGGCGGCAGUGGCGGCGCCAAUUACUCGAGUGGCUUCAAGUCGCGUGACGGCACGCCCUUUGCGGGGGGCGUGGCUGUGACGGGCAUGAGCGAGCGAGUCAAGAAGUUCGUAAAGCAGAUCUCAGAGUACAGGUCCAAGUACGGCGACGCGGCCGCCGACAAGCUGAUGGCCGAGGCGCGCGUCACCAACGCCGUGUUCUACGAGGCGGUGCUGCAGGCGCUCAAACAGACGGACGUCCCCGGCUCUGGCACCUCCAGCGGCACCGGCGCCUCCAGCGGCACCGGCGCCUCCAGCGGCGGAGCUUCAAGCGGCGGCGGCGGCGGCCGGCGGCGGCUGAUGGCGGCUGACGGCGCCGGUGACGCGGCCGGUGCCGGUGCCGGUGCCAGUGGGGACUCGGCUGCUGCUGCUGUCGGGUCUGGCGGCGCUGCUACGGUGGAGUAUGCGGGUGCGGGUGACGCGGUCAGCUCUGAGGCGGCGGAGUCAUUUGACAUUUUCUCCAACGCCCAGGAUCAGGGUGACCUGUAUGACGCGGCGCUGGGCGACAGCGGCGCCAUUGACGCCGCGGACCUGGAGGCGGAGGAGGCCAUGAGGGCGGCGGCGGGGGACGGUGACGGCGCGGAGGCGGCACUGGCGGGCGGCGACUCGGCGGGCGAGGGCGGGCUGGACGGCUUCCUGGACCGACUGCAGUACGACGAGUUUGGUGAUCUGGAGACCACAGUGGAGUACAACAUAGCCCGGGCGGUGGCGGAGGCGCACGAUCACGGCUUCGACUCCCACGGCGCGGGUGACGGCGGCGACCUGAGCUCUGACCGCUACCACCACCUGUACCUGGGCGACUACGUGGGCGGAGCCGCAGGGGGGGCGGCGGGGCUGGGCGGCAAGGGCUGGGGCGACGAGGAUUUCAUACAGCCCGCACACCCCGACUCCGCCGGCGGCUCCCACGUGUGGGUGGACCCUCACGUGAUGACCACCCCCGCCAUCGCGGACAUCGACGGCGACGGCCACGACGAGCUGGUGCUGGCGGUCAGCUACUUCUACGACAGGGAGUACUAUGAUGACCCGGAGCACGCCAAGGACCUCAAGGGUAUUGACAUUGGCAAAUACGUUGCCAGCGGCAUAGCGGUGUUCGACCUGCGCACACGCACUGAGAAGUGGGUGCAGCACCUGGACCUCAGCACAGACGCCACCACAUACAAGGCCUACGCCUACUCCAGCCCCACGCUGGUGGACCUGGACGGCGACGGGCGGCUGGAGGUGGUGGUGGGCACCUCCAUGGGCUUUGCGUACGUGCUGGACUGCAAGGGCAACCCGCUCCCCGGCUGGCCCAUCCAGAUGGGUGAGAUCCAGGCUCAGCCGCUGGUGGCGGACAUCAACAACGACGGCGAGCUGGAGGUCUUCGUGGCCGACAUGCGCGGCAACCUGGCUGCCUUCAGCCCCAAGGGCGAGGAGGUGUGGGAGCGCCACGUGCACAGCGCAGUCAGCCAGGGCGCGGUGGCGGGAGACGUGGACGGCGACGGACAGCUAGAGGUGGUGUUCGGCACUGCCAGUGGCCACGUGUACGCACUGGCCGGGUCCACAGGUGCCGACAUCCCUAAGUGGCCCUACCGUGCACGUGGCAGGGUGCAGGCCCCGGUCACCCUCAGCCACCUGAUGGAGGGCAGUGGGCUGCAGGUGCUGGUGCCGGCCUUCGACGGCUUCCUGUACGUCAUUGACGGACUGCAGGGCUGUGCUGACGUGGCCGACCUGGGCGAGACCUCCUACGCGGCUGUGCUGGUGGACGACCUGGACGGCGACGGCCUGUUGGAGCUGCUGGCCACAACCAUGAACGGCAACGUCUACGCCUUCGAGACCGGGGCGCCCUACCACCCGCUCAAGACCUGGACCUCGCAGGUGUUGGGCCCCAACGGCCAGGUGGCCCGCUACGGCUAUGUGGGCAUCGCCGCCUCCCCCGCCACCCGCCAGGCGCGCGACGUGGCGGGCGAGCGGCUGCAGGUGGCGUUCGAGGUGCUGGACAAGCGGGUGGCGUUUGCGGACAACGGCACACUGCUGCCGGGCGGCAGGGGCCCUUACAACGUCACCGUGGUGCUCAAGGGUGUGGGUGUGCGGGAGAUGGCCUCUGGCGACGCCCCAGUGGUGGGCGUGGCGGACUCCUUCCCGGGGCCGGGGCGCUACGUGGUGGACAUACCUUGCCCCAAAAGCCAGGCCUCUGCGGUGGUUCGGCUGGAGAUGGUGGACUCCAGCGGGCUGCUGUACAGCGACGAGUUCGCGCUGUCCUUCCACAUGCACUUCCACCGCCUGCUCAAGUGGGCGGUGGCGCUGCCGCUGGGGCUCAUGCUGGCGGUGCUGGCGGCGGUGGCGGGGCCGGCGGGGCGCACGCACUCCGCCUGAGUGCCGCUACCUUGUAGCGUUGGUCAACUUGGACUUUGUAGGAAGUCAGGGAUUGCCCAGCAUAUGCACGUGUGUUGGGACCAAGGCAAGGCAGGGCGGUGUGAAUCGGAAGCUUCAACUCGCAGUGGUCAGGAGUGAGCCGGUCGGAAAGGCUCUGACUAGGUGGCAUAGCGCUGGGGAUGACGCGAGGCGACAGACGUGUGGUGUUCCCGCCGGUGGUGUUGGACUGACGUUGAAUGCCGUACGGUACAGGGCAAGGUGCGGAUCAGGGGAAAUGAGUGUUAGCAUGUGUGUUAAAGAGCACAACAAAUAAUAAAGCGCAAGACAGUGUAUGCGGUACAGCAACGCGACGGCAGUACGGAUGCUACCUGAAAUGACCUCGCAUACCUGCUGAGCUGCCACCGGGCUUACCACCCUUGUGUGUGUGUGAGGGGGGGGACAGUGUCACUGCACCAGUGGGCUGCUGCCUGGGAAAGCAGCGCGGAGAGGCACGCCGAGCCAUGACCAGCUGCGAUGUAACACGAGCGGGCUUCGCCCCGUGGUCUGAUUAC